Messenger RNA from Diatraea saccharalis (sugarcane borer), 444 nucleotides. The record is from the annotation of a GenBank genome assembly. Lineage: Eukaryota; Metazoa; Arthropoda; Insecta; Lepidoptera; Crambidae.
AUGCCGACGACAUCGUGGUGCGCCCACCCCAUCGAUCGAAGAGGCAGCGCGCGCACCCAGCACCCCAUAUAUACGACGUGCGGCCCUCCCGCCACUCACAACCGCAAGAGAUCGCGUACGAUUCGGCUGCCGCUCGUCCGGGGCGCUCUUUCUACUCUUCUUUCUCUGUUCAUCUGUCUUUCAUGCCGCGCCGGGGCUGAUGCGGGCGCCGCCAUGCCGCGCUGCCUCAUGGCCAAGAAAUGGAAGGCGGGCCCGGCGGCGGAGCUGGCCGAUGACUCGGAUGAGGAGAUCGACGUGGUCGGUGAGGGGCGCGGCCGCAGCCCCGCGCCCGCCGCCACCGCACCCGGCCCGCAGCCGCGCGAUCCUGAGCCUACGCUCCUCUACAACGGUAAGUGCCCGACGCGACCUUCAUCCCUACCACACCGCACUAAUACAUAUAAAUAA